AUGAACGUGGAGGAUCUGCCAGAGGAGAUGCUGCAGCAGGUGUUUCUAGCACUGGGUCAGCCGUCCCACCUGCCCACGGUCGCCCUCGUGUGUAGGCGGGUUAGCGUGAGCGUUGACUACUCGGUCCAGCGGCUGUGGUGGGGCCACCACCCCAUCCGGCUCCACCGGCCUCUGCGUCAUCGUUGCCGCACGGCCCUGGCCUGCGGGCUCACCCACGACGUGGCGGCCCUCUUUGGCGACCACCUGAUUCACAUCCCUGCCCCCGUCCAGAUGACACACAGCCGAGUCGACUCCUACGAGCGUCCGCCGACGCCCUACUUCACGUGCCUGACCGGCGUCUACACGUGA
This is a messenger RNA of Acanthamoeba castellanii str. Neff, 348 nucleotides long. RefSeq lists its product as uncharacterized. Bases 1 to 348 code for a protein of 115 amino acids. The record is from RefSeq and is a predicted model, not a curated record. Gene Ontology annotation, molecular function: protein binding. The transcript has 3 exons. NCBI's taxonomy places the organism in Eukaryota, Discosea, Longamoebia, Acanthamoebidae.